UGAGAAAUUAACCAAGCUACACGAAUACACGAUCCAUUUAUCAUCAUCGGCGGCAGGAAAACAAAAACACACACACACCCUUUUCUGUUUAAUCAAUUCAAUCAUGGUGUCCGUCCAAUCCAUGAAAAAAUUGCCAUCGGAAGAAGACGCUUUAGCUUUCAUUUCCGAAAUCAAACAAGCCACUUAUGAUCAUCCAAAUCAAGAAACAAACAACAAGUUCGAUCAAUUCGCAGGAGCUCUUCUGGCUUUCGAAGAACAGAGGAUCACCCCAGAAUGUUUAAUCCUGAAAUUGAAGAGUUUAUUCCAAGGCCAUAACGAUUUACUUCGUGGGUUGAAGUUUUUCUGCCCCAAUUCUCGAAACCCGGCCGUAACCCGAAUUACCCUGAAGAUCCGAAGAAGCUCUGAAUCUGAAGCUUACCAGAGAGAACUAUGCCACAGGUUCUUGAACGAAGUCAAGGAAAGAUUUCAGGAUAAACCCAGAAAUUAUUACAAAGACUUCUUGGACGCAUUGAUUAAUUACAGGAAUCAAACGUUGGAUAUCGACGAAUUUUGUCAGAAAAUCGUGGAACUGUUGUUCGGGCACGCGGAUCUGUUACACAAAUUUCAGAGCUAUUUCGACGAUCGGGAUGAAAAAUUCCGACAAGAAGUCGAUCGACACUGUGGGUUUGCGAUUGAUGAUCGUCUGGUGGAGAUUGAAGCGAGUUUAGGCAAUUUGAGGACUUCAAUUGGUUUGAUUGAGAAGGCAUCAAGAAGAAAGAAGCUUUCGAAGGUGGGUAGAUUGGUCGAACGAGAAUUUCAGGGGAUUAAAGUUUUGGGGAUUAAGAAAACGUUCCCGGAAAGGAGUUAUCAGGAUGUGAUUCAAGCUCUGAAACGGGAUCCAUUUAGAGUUUUGCCUAUGGUUUUGGAUGAAUUAAGAGAAAAAGAGAGAGAAGUUUUGAUGGUUCGAUCUUCUGCUCUGAAGUUCUUGGGAGAAAUUCAUAGCCUGCAUCGUACGUUGGAUUCCAAGAAAAGGGGAAGAGACCAGAUGGAUUCUUUUAUAUAUUUUUAA
Molecule: messenger RNA, 1048 nt
Organism: Oldenlandia corymbosa var. corymbosa
Lineage: Eukaryota; Viridiplantae; Streptophyta; Magnoliopsida; Gentianales; Rubiaceae
Source: the annotation of a GenBank genome assembly